AUGACUAACACAGAGCCGCCAGAGUUUCGACCCGGCGCUGAGUUUCCUGGCAGUGAAGAGAUUUUUGAAAUCAGCGAUUUCACUGUCGUUACUGAACUUGAACAAUUUGUGGUUUCUGUUGAGGCGAUUAUACAUGAAUGGGGCCUUUCUGGGACAGAAACUCGACCUGGACCACCAAAAUUAACAAAUAUCACUAAAUGGGACUCAAAAUCGGAGAAGAUUCAAUUCGGUGAGGGAAAUCAUUUGCGAAUCACUCAUUUCUGGCCGGAUAUUGAAGAGGCUUUAGAGGCACUUCCCACUCCUUCAACUAGCUCCAUCGCCCAUCUUGGCUAUCAUUCUUUAGGUCUUGCCUCUCCGGACUCCGAUUUUUAUCCAAGAAAUAAUAUUGUGGCUAUGUAUGCAGCGACUGAGCACAUUGUGUUUUCUCCUUGGCAUCCUGAAGAUGAUAAGAUUGUGAAUGAGGAUCAAAAGAAUACGAUUAUAUCAGCGAUUCGGAUAGCGGCGCUAUCAUGUGAUUGUGAACUCCCAAUGUUUCUACAAUAUAGUGGCCUUGAGCGACAACUUUAUCACGGUGUUUUAAUCACACGAUCGACUGUGACUAUGUAUGAGGGAGCUCACCUCCAAGCCGGUCAAUCAAGACAUUCUCAUCUAUCUGGCUUACUGCAAAUGUUUAAAGAGAAAGUGAAAUGCCCAAUCCCGCUGAUCGACGCUAGCGAUAUUCGAGUCUCCGCGCAAAUCGAGAUCACGCAUAAGAUUACUAGUGCGGAGAUGAACGACGAUCAACUCAUCGAUGUUUGCCGCGUUCCAUUUGGAUCUGAAUUAAACCCGAUAAAAAGCUUAGUUCUGAUUGCUUUGUGGCCAAAUUUGAAAGAGGAGAUUCUCAACGAGGAUGAGACUCUCUCCGAUUUGGAUCCGAUGAGCGCGUUUGCUUGGUCGGCUCGAGUCAAUUUCACCCACGUGGAUCGAUUUUUAGAUGAUGCCCUUCACAAACUCUUGGAUUUACCCAUUUCAAAAUUCCACUUCGAAACGGCUGCCCUUCUAUUAGGAAUUGACACGAAUUCACCAACUUCUGGUGCUCGUGCUUUUGAUGGACUGACCGGUUCAUCGAGAUCUCUUCGAAUCGGUGCCUCUCAAUCACUCACUAACCCAGCUGGACUCAAUCUUGAAGAUCCACUGCUACCAUUGCCAAACGAAAUCAUGAACUAUUGGAUAGGCGAAAUUUUUAUGAAGAAUCGCUCUGAGACACCAAAUGAUGAAAUGCAAAGCUUGGAGCUUAAGGAGAAACAUUUCGAUAAGAAAAAGACGGAGAAAGAGAUUGUUGAAGAAUUAAAAAAGAAGUUCAAGAUGGUUAAAAGUGCUCCAGAAGGAUCAGUAACGGCAAGACUUGGCAAUGCUUUCACUCAUUCUCUCGUCAAAGCGAACUAUGGACCGACAACGUUUGCACAGGUGUGGUACGAAUUCGUUCGUAAACUCCGUUACUUCUACGAGAACAAUAAGGAUAUUCCUGGAAUGACUUCUGUAGAGUAUCCAGAUCUUUCCAUGUGUCUCCUACAUCAAAAAAUCGAGAUGCUUCAAUGUUGUAUUACGGCAAGAAAAAAAAGACAUGCGCUUUAUGAAAGUUGCAACAAUUUUACUAAUGAUGAAUUUUUCGAUGCAGAAGAGGAUCUUUCAGAUGAUUCUCAGAGAGAAGAGCAAAUCCAAUGCACUGAGCCUUUUGGAAGACUUCGUUUAUUGGAUGAAGAGAUGAUGCUAAAAGAUCAUCCGGAAAUUCCGAUUUAUGUACCGAUUACACAAGAUCGAGAACCGAUGACAGAGGAUAUGAUCGAAGAACAUGCUCAUUAUCUAUCAUCAUUGGAAGAUGGACAAGAGAGAACCGAAGCUCAAACAGAUAUGCUCAAAAGUGAUAUGCAGGCUUUUAAGGCUGCGAAUCCUGGGUGCUCUUUUGAAGAUUUUCUCCGUUGGCACUCACCUAAAGAUAUCAUUUGGAAUGAAGAAGAGAGAAAAUGGGAACUCUCAGAAAGAAUGCUGAUCCCAGAGAACUCUUGGCUCAAUUGUUGGGAACACUCUAUGCCUGUCCCCGUUGUACACCAAAAACGACUCUUUAAUGAAAGUAAACGAGCUGAAGAGAUCCUUUCAUGGUUGGAGAGUUCGAAAUGCGGUCAAAUUAGUGAGCUUAUUAGGCCAGUGGUUUUCGCUCAAGCUGUGAGAUAUCUCUUGAAUGAAGUUGAACCAGUGCUUUCAUUGAUUGAACCAGAAAAGAUCGUCUUCUCAACGAUUCGUGCUUGUCGAUCCGGAUCUAGAGACGAUUUUCUCGAAGCGGCUAGAGAAAUUAGACGAAUAGAGACAAUUCUCUUGCACUAUCAAGCGAUAUUCUCAGCUCUUGAUCUACCAAUGGCAAAGAAUGGUCCAGCUCGAGAUGUGGUGGCUUUAAAAGAAUUUGUCUUGAAGCUGAUUGAAGAAGAGAAAUUGAUAAAAGACAUUCCUGAAGAUUGUGUGAUCAGUCAUGGUGUUCCGAUUAUUGGAGGACCAAACGAGUUUGUUGGAGAUUCAAUGCAAAAAUUGAUACUUAAUUCGAAGCAGAAAUCAAAGCCGAAUGUUACAAAACGUCAAUACGUCUUGCGAUGGUUAGUACCUCGACCAAGUGCUCAAUCUCGUCUCUGUCCUCAACGUCUUUUUGCAUCACUUUCCAAAAAAGAAUUCCGUCUAUGUGGUGCUUAUACAGAUGAUGCGAUAUUUAGA
This is a messenger RNA of Mesorhabditis belari, 2739 nucleotides long. NCBI's taxonomy places the organism in Eukaryota, Metazoa, Nematoda, Chromadorea, Rhabditida, Rhabditidae. The record is from the annotation of a GenBank genome assembly.